Messenger RNA from Pantherophis guttatus, 3189 nucleotides. It is a transcript of the gene ACER1, whose product is annotated as alkaline ceramidase 1. Gene Ontology annotation, molecular function: N-acylsphingosine amidohydrolase activity. Gene Ontology annotation, biological process: ceramide catabolic process; sphingosine biosynthetic process. Lineage: Eukaryota; Metazoa; Chordata; Lepidosauria; Squamata; Colubridae. Gene Ontology annotation, cellular component: membrane; endoplasmic reticulum. The record is from RefSeq and is a predicted model, not a curated record.
UUUCCUUCGCAGACUUUUUUUUUUUUUUCCCGCGCUCUCCUUGAAGGCAGCAUCGUUGGAGGCAUCAGGAUGUUGCAAGUCUUCUCCUAUCUCAGCUCCGAGGUCGACUGGUGCGAAGCCAACUUCGAACACUCCGAAUAUAUUGCUGAAUAUUACAACUCGUUCAGCAACGUGGCCUUUUUCAUCCUGGCCCCCAUGAUGUUGUGGCUCAACACCGAUUAUAUCGGCUAUCGUCCGGUGCCAAUUCGGGGUUUCGUCAUCUUGCAGCUGUUUAUUGGUGUCUUCUCCUUCUAUUUCCACAUGACCCUGAGUUACGCCGGGCAGCUCCUGGACGAACUGUCCAUCCUCUGGACUCUCUGCGUCUCUUACGGCUUCUGGUUCCCAAUCCGCUAUUUCCCUUCCUUCAUCAAAAACAGGGAGCAGUUCCUCACCUUUGUGGCCACGGUGACAGUGACCAGCACCCUGAUGUCCUUUGUUAAGCCGGCCCUCAACGCUUACAUCCUCAACUGCGUGGCGUUCCACCUGCUGUACCUGGCCUACGUGGAAGUGCGGAGGUGCAGCAGCCAGGCUGUCUCGCGCGCAGCAUGGACCAUGACCUUCUGGUGGGUCAUCGCCAUCAGCUGCUGGCUGGUGGACAAAUUUUUCUGCGGCUUCUGCCAAAGACUCAACUUCUGCUACCUCCACAGUUUCUGGCACGUCUUCAUCAACAUCGCCCUCCUGCAUUGCAUCACCCUCAUCCUCUUCUUCGACAUCCAGUACGACCUGCCCAGCAGCGAGCCCUCCAUGGAGUACUGGCCUAGCAGCAGGUUCCCCUUCGCGCUGCCCUACGUCAAAAUCCAGAAGCCCCUGAAAUGGUGCUAGCGGCACGGCCAGCGGAUCAGCUGGGGCAGUCAGCCACAACCACCCCAUUGUGUCCUCCAGGAUUCAACCAGCAGCUAUUUAUGGGGGCCUCGGAGGGCACAGGAAGGAGGCGGCAGGGACUGUGGGACUGUCUGCAGGCCGCCUCAUCCCCGCACCGUGCCCUCGAUCGCUUGUGCAUUCACCCCUCCAAAAGGAAAAAGACAAAUCAGAGUCCGGAAAUUCACCAGAAACUCAAAUUUUUCUUCUCUAAAAAUGCCUGCUUCUCUCCAAAAAUAUCUAUGGAGAUUCUCAGUCCUCCAGGUCCUGGUUGUCCCAAAGGUGCUUUUUUCAAGGGGCAACUGGACGUUCUGGUUUUUCUUUGAAGGCGUUUCGCUUCUCAUCCAAGAAGCUUCUUUGCUCUCUCCAAAAACAUGAGAUAUAGAGCUGGAAGGGAGCUUGGAGGUCUUCUAGUCCAACCCCCUGUUAAAGCAGGAGACUAUAGCAUUUCAGAGAGGUGGCCUCCAGCCUUUUCUUAAGUACAUUUUUCUAGCCAGUUAGAAAUCCAUCUGGCGGUGAUGCUAUCUAGCCCACAUUUUCCUAGCUUACCGAGAAGUAGGUUGUGGUCUACUCUGUCGAAUGCCUUGCUGAAGUCUAAGUCUGCUAUCUCCACAGUGUUUCGCUGGUCUACGAAUUGAGUCACUUUGUCAAAGGAUGAAAUGAGAUUGGUUUGGCACGACCAACCCCUGCGGGCUCCUAGUUACAUCUGUAUUUGUUUCUAGGUCUUCACAAAUCUGUUUAUUGAUUCUUUUGUCCCCAGUAUCUGCCCAGGCAGUUUUUAAAGUGGUUUUUUUUUUAAGUGCCGUGUCCUAAAUGGCCGCGCGGGGGAUUAUGGGAGCGAUGGGGCACUCCCAUGUGACACCCCUCCUGCGCGAGCUGCAUUGGCUCCUGGUGGUCUUCCGGGUGCGCUUCAAGGUGUUGGUUACCACCUUUAAAGUGCUCCAUGGCUUAGGGCCUGGGUACUUACGGGACUGCCUUCUGCCGCUGAUAGCCUCCCACCGGCCGGUACGCUCCCACAGAGAGAGACUCCUCAGGGUGCUGUCGGUCAGACAAUGUCGGCUGGCGACCCCCAGGAGGAGAGCCUUCUCUGUGGCAGCUCCUGCCCUCUGGAACCAUUUGCCCCCGGAGGUACGAAGGAUACCAGAUCUCCGGGCCUUUCGCCGUGCCCUCAAAACUUUUCUUUUCCAUCAAGCAGGGCUGGCGUGAACCCCUCCCCCUUUUUUAGCUCUUUUUAGUGUUUUAGCUUUUUAAGUGUAAAUUGGGUUUUAAUUGGAUUGUUUUAAACUGUGGGCCAUAGCUGUCUAAUUCUUUUAAUUGAUUUUAAAUUUUGUAUUGGUAUGUUUUUUAUCCUUGGCCGUGCACCGCCCUGAGUCCAAAUAGGAGAAGGGCGGUAUAUAAAUUGAAUAAAUAAAUAAAUAAAUAAAUAAAUUUAAAGGGAGAAAAACUCAAGCAGGAGACCCUAUACCACGGGUGUCAAACUCGAGGCCUGCGGGGCCAUUCUGGUCUACCCAGUGCAAAGAAAAAACCUGCCAGGAGUUUGGGGAGUGGCGUCAAGCUGGCCACGCCCACCCAAUUGGCCACACCCAUCCAGCCGGCCACUCCUCCCCCCCUCCUCCCCCCCCUCCGAGGUCAACCACAGCCCUGAUGCGGCCCUCAAUGUAAUUGAGUUGGACACCCCUGCCCUAAACCAUUUCAGACAAUUGACUGCCCCGUCUUUUCCUAAAAAAACCCUCCAAGGACCGCAUUGGAUUGGCUCUUCUGGCAGCUGCAGCACACAGCUGGCACAGGCUUCCAUAGUGGCCUAGUGUAGGCCCCUCUCACAGGGACGAUAGCUGUGCAUUAGCAAAGCAUGGUGCUCGCAGGAGAGAGGGCACAAUCGGCUGAUGGGAGAAUUGGCACGGUCUACGUCUCCCCACCUGCACCCCUCCAGGGAAGCCCAGCCCUCCCUCUCUGGGGCGUGGGAUCCUAGGGGUGUUGCAAGGCCACGGUCCCCCCCAAAAAGUCAAUUCCCCGCCCCCAUUUUCGGGUCUAAUGUUCCUAAUAAAAACAACUCCAGUUUAAGUUCUAUCUUUUGUUGCGUAAUUUCUUCCAGCCAUUUUUUAAUUUUACACCAGUAAUUUUUUUGUAUUGGGGCUGGGCUUCCCUGCGGUGGAAUACAUAUUGUUAUGUUUGUCUUGUUUUUUAAUCGUUUGCUUUUCUUCUUUUUUUUUUUCUGUUGUUUUUAAAGGUGAAAAAAUGCAUAAUAAAAACUAUUUUAAAAAAAUAAAAUAAAAGUCAAGAUGUCAGCCGCAA